This is a messenger RNA of Ictidomys tridecemlineatus (thirteen-lined ground squirrel), 3062 nucleotides long. Lineage: Eukaryota; Metazoa; Chordata; Mammalia; Rodentia; Sciuridae. The record is from RefSeq and is a predicted model, not a curated record.
AUGUACAAUGAUGGGGUGGGGGCAGCUCCGCUGACUAGGCCGCGGCGGCCCUGGCCAUCGACUUCCGGAAAUUCCAGAAGCGGUUUCCGCCACAGCGAAGUGGUGGCGUUUCUCAACGAAGAGGUGCUCAGUAAUGGUGGUAACCCAGACUUCUACCUGACCUUCCCUUCACGGCCCUGGAAUGAGGUGGAAGACAACCUGCAGUCCUUCAUGGCCGACCCUCAGGCGCCGCGCGCCAUUAACAGGGCGUGUGCCUGGAGCUCCAGGGCCCUCGGGGUGCGAGUGGCCCGCACGAGGCAGCGGGAGCUGCAGGCGCGUCGGGUCCGGCGGCUGAGGGGGCAGGUGGAGGAGUGUGAAGGAGCCGCCUGGGCUCUGGCCUCGGAACUGCAGCGGCUGCGUGAGGAGAGGGACGAUGUGGUUUCUCAGUUGCAGAGCGCCAGAGAUGACCUGAAGCAAGCGCUGGGGGAGCGCGAUGCCCUGCGUGAGAGGCUGAUCCAGUUGGAGCUGUCCCAGGAAGUUGCUCCUGAGUCUCCAGAUGAGCCGCACAGGAUUGGGGCAUGGCCUGUGGAUGCAGGGGGACAGAGAGAGGCGCUUGCCACAGGGUCAAAGGGUACGUAGGAUGUGGAGUCUGAGGCCCAGAUGGCGUCUCCAACAGCUCCAGGAAAUUUGGGUGAAACUGAAGAAGCUCGGGGCCCCAGUGUGUGACUCCUCAUGAUAUACACUUCUGGCUGUCAGCAGCCGUCACCUAAGACCUCAACUGGCUGGAGCUAAAAAGAGAACGAAGGUAUCAGGGAGAAGGAGACAUUCUGGCACACAUUUUAGAACAAGACAGAGCAGACCAAUUUUGUUAGAACUCAAUCCUUGUGUUGGAGAAAAGGGAUUGACAUUGCAGAGUACAAAAGGGUUGAGAGAAGAAUGGUAAUCUUAGAGAUUGUAGCAAAUUUGUUUAAUUUCAUUCAUUUGUUUAAUAAACAAAAAGUUACUGAUGGCCUAGUAUGUGUUAGAAACUAUAACUCUGUUAAUAUCUAGUGUACACAUUAUAAUCAGUUGGGUGAGAUUGGUUAGAUGACAAGAGAGAGCCUAAUUUGAGAUAUGUGGAGCGGGGUGUCUCCUUUGUCUUGCAUGAAAUGUGACCUUUGGCUAAACCCAGUUGAAAUAACAUCAAUGCCUGAGGUUGUGGCUCAGCAGUAGAGCACUUGCCUAGCACGUGGGACACCCUGGGUUGGAUCCUCAACACCAUAUAAAAAUAAAUAAACAAAAUAAAGAUUUAAAAAAGAAAAAAAUAGCAUCAAGAUCCAAUUUUGGAUUUAAAAAAAGAUUCCACGUUUUUGGUUCUGGGGAGCAAUGUCAAAGACGCUUUCAUGAAAGGGCUUGAGUGACCAAUUGCUUGUCACAUUAAUCCCAAAGAAGAUGAAUGAGCAGUCGCAAAAAAUCAGGAAAGUAUCCUGGCAAAAGGACAGGCAGGGCUUUUCUUACCCUCUGCUGAUUCCCUUUCUUGAGACACAUCUAGUUUUCCUGGCUACCCUGCAGCCUGCCUGAAAGAUCACCGGGCUGUCUUGUAAAAAGACAGGGUUGGGGGAGGUAUUUUCUACAUACUCUAGUCCUCAGCCUCCAGCUGUCCCCAUCCCUGGUUCCUUUCCAAUGAACAGUGGAUGAAGAACAAAAUGCAUUCCAAAGACAGACUUCAGGGCUGCUGUACUAUGUAUGUAUGGUGCUUCUCUUGGAAGGACUAAUUGGGCUAUAAAUAGAACUGGAGGAGGCAAGAAAUCUCCAGAAUGCCCUUGGGCCCCUUGCCUUCCACUGAGUAUGUUAUCUGCAGAUUUUUUGCUUCACCAAGACAGCUGCAAAGCAAGGAGGAGCCAAGGUAGAGCCCAGGGAGUGGGAGGUGCCAUUCUGAACAGGUUUCCCAGAGUUCCCCUGGAGAUCCAGCACAGCUCACCAAGAUCAACCAUUUUGCGGAGGUUUUCUGAUCCUAACUAGUUAUAAAGAGUUUAUACUUAUAAAAAAACAAAUGGACUGGUGGUGUGGCUCAGUACUUAAGUGCCCCUGGGUUUAAUUCCUGGUACCAAAUAAAUAAAUUAAGUAAACAUGCCACCCAGUAUACCAGUGGGAUCCCCUUUUAUCCUUUUUCUUUUCUCUUAAGACUUUGGCCCAAAAGUACCAGUGGAAUAUGAACACUUCUAAGUGCUAAGCUAAUGCAGGGGCUGUGUGUACAAGAGAAAGCAGAAGUGCAUACUGAAUUUUGAAAACUGAACUAAUAUUUAAACCACAGCUCAAGUCUGAGACUAACAUCUGAGUGAAAAAUGUAUGAGACAAACCUGAAGCAGUACAGAAAAGGGUUCAAAAACCUCAUAGACACAGUCACCACUCAAGUCUCAAACUAAUCCCUGAGUGGAAUCUGUACAAGUCAGAACCAAAGGAGCAUAGAAAACUGAACUUAUUAGAACCAACACCCAGAGAAGGCAAGACAGAACUAGUGGGCUCAACCCAACCCAUUUAUUAACUGAUAAACAAAGAUUAAAAGCAACAACAUUAUUACCACUAGGCAGAAUAGAAUCCAAAAUUAUUCAACAUGACAAAUAACCAGCAAAAUGUGAUCAAUUUUCAAAGGAAAAAGAUAAUCAGCAGAUGCCUAUGUCAAAAUCAUACACAAACCAUGAGACUGAUGAAAACAACAGAUGAUUAUGACACAUAAACAUAGAAGCAAUAAUAUUCAACAGAAAAUGAGUGAAAGAACUAGCAAUAUAUAAGAGGGAUAAUAGGUCAUGAUCAAGCAGAAUUUUUAUUGGGGAUGAAAGCCUGGUUCAAUAUUUGCAAAUAAAUGUAAUCCACUAUAUUUUCAAGCAUGAUCAUUCUGACUGAUGUAGAAAAAGCAUCUGCAACCUUCAACAUCUGUUCAUGAUAAAAACUCAGAAAAAUUAUACUUAAUAGUGAGAAAGUAAAUGGUUUUGCUCUAAGAUCAGGAAUAUGGCUAAGAUGUCAUUAUGUUUAUUCCUAUUCAACAUUGUACUGAAGAUCCUAGCACUAUAAAAAGCAAAAAAAAAAAAAGGAAGUAAAAGAGA